This is a messenger RNA of Eruca vesicaria subsp. sativa (arugula), 1923 nucleotides long. The record is from the annotation of a GenBank genome assembly. NCBI's taxonomy places the organism in Eukaryota, Viridiplantae, Streptophyta, Magnoliopsida, Brassicales, Brassicaceae.
GAGAGUCCUGCUCUGACCUCGCCCCUAUGGAAACCCAAGCUUUUCUUCCCUUAUUAAAACCCUAAAAUACUUUUCUACUCUCCUUCCAAUUCGUCGAUUCUGUUUCUAAGCUUGUCGGUACUACAAUAUCGCUUCCAGGGUUUGUUCGAAAAUCUUCAAAAAAAACAAUGACUCGUGCUUCGGUUUUAAUCUUAUCUCUUCUCCUUAUUUCGCACUUGGUUUCUGCGAAAGUUAUGUUGAUCGGGAAUUACACAUCUAUCUCCUUCGACGAUAUCGAAGCCAAUUUCACUCCGAUGAUUAAUAAAUCGGGUCAGUGUGGGGUACUGCACAUAGCAGAGCCACUUGAUGCUUGUUCAGAUUUGGUUAACACAGUGACUGUAGAAGAAGGAUCAGUCACUUCUCCUCCCUUUGUGUUGAUCAUCCGCGGUGGAUGUAGUUUCGAGGACAAGAUUAGAAACGCGCAGAAAGCUGGUUAUAAGGCAGCUAUUGUUUACGACAAUGAAGAUUAUGGUUUCUUGAUAUCAAUGGCUGGGAACCCAUCUGGUGUAGUUAUAUACGGGACGUUUGUGUCUAGAGCAGCUGGUGAAAUACUCAAAGAGUAUGUGGGUCGUACUGAUUUGGAACUGUGGCUGUUACCAAGCUUCGAGACUUCGGCGUGGUCAAUCAUGGCUAUCUCGUUUAUAUCUCUUCUUGCUAUGUCUGCUGUCCUCGCUACUUGCUUCUUUGUCCGUAGGCAUCGGAUUAGAAGGCGGCGUGUUCGGUCUUUUAAUGGUGGAGAGUUUACUCGUAUGGGGAUAGACUCGAUAAGAAGGAUGCGUACUACGGUUUUUAAUGGCGUUUGUGAUGAAGCUUCUACUUCUAUCUCUUGUGCUAUAUGUAUUGAAGACUAUCGUAUUGGUGACAAGCUAAGGAUCUUACCUUGCAAUCACAAGUUUCAUGUUGGAUGUGUUGAUUUGUGGCUUGGCCAAAGGAGAUCCUUUUGUCCGGUUUGUAAACGAGAUGCAAGAACCAUCAACAUUGAUAUGCCUGCAUCACCAUCAGAACACACACCUUUGCUUUCUCCUAGCUUGACUCCGACCUCGUCUUUUCUGUUAUCAUCGUCACCUUCCACAAGCCCAUUUCAGUCAUCUUAUGAUAUUCCUUCAUCUUCUACAACAAUGCAGCUACAUACAGGCCCUAUGUAUCUUUCCCACUCUCGCUCACAUACAAGUUUCCAAAACGGGUCAUACCGGUGUUCAUUGCCUAUACCGGUUAGCCGUAGCUCGCUAGAUCUCAGGAAUGGCGGUUCCCGAAGAUCUUACAACUCACCUCGUGCUGUACACUCAAGAUAUACGAAUAUACUUAGCCCCGGAAAUGCAUCAACGAGCUGGGGUGUUGGGUCGUUGUCAACAAGCCAGCGUGAGCAUUCACUUCGUAUAAAUGAUUCGCCCAGGUUUCUCUCUCACUUUGCCUCUGCUAGCUCUCUACCAGGCUGCUAAACCUAAAAGGUAACGACAGACUAACUCAAACGUUCGUUGUUGGGGCUCAUUGUUUUGAACACUCACUUAACUACUCACUCGAGGAGAAUGUCCCUUUGAUUUGUACUAAUACUAAUGUUUGACCCAUGUGGCUGCUUUUAGCAAACGAUAGAGGUAAAGAGAGUGUUCAGUGUGACUGUGAGUGAUAUUCUUCAGUUGUACAGUUGUGGAGAAUUGUGAUUGUGAGAUGAGUGAGUUUGAAGAGUAAUGCGUCUUAUUACUCUGAUCCCUUCUGUAAUAUAUAUACUUGCUCCUUCAAAUUUAGUAAUAUACACGACUAGGUUAAGUUAAACUAGUGAUAGAUACAGUAAAGGGUUCUGAUUCUGAGGUGUAUAAAACAACGUUGGUUUUCAUGUCGUUGAUUACAAUAAGGUGGAGGCAUUCCCUCAUUUCGUUUGGUUUGGAC